Molecule: messenger RNA, 1132 nt
Organism: Melitaea cinxia (Glanville fritillary)
Lineage: Eukaryota; Metazoa; Arthropoda; Insecta; Lepidoptera; Nymphalidae
Product: protein farnesyltransferase/geranylgeranyltransferase type-1 subunit alpha-like
Exons: 6
Coding region: 128-1132 (334 amino acids)
Biological process (GO): protein geranylgeranylation; protein farnesylation
Cellular component (GO): protein farnesyltransferase complex; CAAX-protein geranylgeranyltransferase complex; cytoplasm
Molecular function (GO): protein farnesyltransferase activity; CAAX-protein geranylgeranyltransferase activity
Source: RefSeq, a predicted model, not a curated record
CUAGGUAGUGUAUAUUUACGGCUCACGUAACCUUGUUUUAAAUAUUAGCAGUUAAUAGCUUACUAAAUUGAUAAAAGCUAAGAAACUAAAUAGGUUUCUUAGAAUAUUCAUUUUCAAGAAGAAAAUUAUGUCGGAAAGCGGAGAUACCGAAGUAUCUUGGGUUUUCUAUAAAGAUAGACCCGAUUGGAGUGAUGUUACACCAGUACCUGAAGACUUCGGUCCGACUCCAGUGGUUGUGAUAGCUUACUCCGAAAAAUUUCAAGAUGUAUAUGAUUACUUCAGAGCCGUGUUAAAGUCGAAGGAACUGUCAGAAAGGGCACUACAUCUUACUAAGGACGCUCUUGAGCUCAACCCUGCAAACUAUACUGUUUGGCAAUACAGAAGAGAUCUGCUUCAAGCGUUAGGCACAGACUUACAGUCGGAAUUGGAAUAUGUUGCUUCUGUUAUCAAAGCGUCACCAAAGAAUUAUCAAGUAUGGAAUCACAGGAGAGUUUUAAUCGAAUGGCUACAAGAUCCUUCGUUGGAGCUAGAAGUUACUGGUAAUGCUCUACAACAAGAUCCUAAGAACUAUCACGCCUGGCAACAUAGACAAUGGGCUAUCAAGACAUUCGGACUCUUCGAUAAGGAGAUGGAUUUUGUUGAACAUUUGAUCAAUGAAGACGUUCGCAACAAUUCUGCGUGGAACCAGCGCUACUUCGUUAUGAAUAAUCACGUCGGCUGGUCAGACUUUAACGUUCAGCGGGAAAUCUGUUACGCUUUGGAAAAGAUUAAGCUCGUGAAGAAUAAUGAAAGCGCUUGGAACUAUUUACGAGGUGUCCUGCUCCAUGAUAAGUUGGGAGUCAGUGGAAAUGCAGUUGUGACAUCGUUUUGUGAAGAUCUUUAUAACACUAGUUGUCGUUCCCCAUACUUGCUUGCAUUCAUUAUAGAUAUUUGUGAAGAAAGUCUUAGAAAGGGAAACGCCAGCAGUCUGUAUAACAGUGAGAGGGCGAUAGACCUUUGUCAAGAGCUCGCCACCAAAUAUGACAAAAUCAGAUCAAAAUACUGGAACUUUUUUAGUCAAAAAAUUAAAAUUUUACAAAAUAAGAAUAAUGUGACUCAGUGGAGCACAAUGCUAAAUUGUGCUGAUGCUUAA